GAGCCGGAGCCCUCGGCGGCCGAAAGCGACGCGCCCGCCCACACCCAAAAGCCACCGAGCCGCCACCGCACCAUUCCUUCCGGCUGCCGCCGCUUUCGCCGCCCCAGCUCGUGCGCUCCCACCACUCCGCGCUCCCCACCCGGCUCCGCUCGCCACUCGCGACCGCGGCCGAACGAACCCUCCACCCGAUUCCUUACCCCCGCGUCCUCUCCCCCUCCGCUGCUUCGCCUCCAGCCGAGAGCUCCCGUCCCGAGGGUUUCAGGCCGCUUGGCCCCUAGCGCCGCGUCGCCUUCCCGGGCCGCCGCUUUUAGGUGCGACCUCCUCAUCUCGUCCAGACGCGGGGCGGGAUCGCUGGGUUUUCCUCCCUUCCCCUCGGAGAUCGCAUCUCUGGCCCGCGGGAUCCGAUGAGAUGCGAGAGCGGCCUCGCGCUCCGAGCUCCUAGCAGGCAUGGCUGAAGCCGCGGCGGCGUACUCGUCCUCGCCCGGAUCCUCCGCCCCGCGCCGCCUCCAUGGCGCCGGCGUCGUCAGGGACGCGCUCCUGUACGGUGGCCUCGCCGCCCCGCCCCCGCCCCCGCCCCCGCCGCUGCCGUUGCAGCAGCUGCCGCCGCCGGUGGCGCAGCAGGCGCAGGGCGCGGGUGGCGGAGGGGGAGGGGGAGGGGGAGGCGGGGGCGGGGGCGGAGGGAAGAUUAGCCCCGCGGUGCUCUUCAUCAUCGUGAUUCUCGCCGUGGUGUUCUUCAUCUCCGGCCUGCUCCACCUCCUCGUGCGCGUCCUCAUGAAGAAGCAGCACCGCCGCGGCGGCCGAGGGGGCCCCGCGUCUUCGUCGGCGGCGGCGGCGCGGGGGGACGCCGGCGGGGCGGACGCGGCGCUGCAGCGACAGCUGCAGCAGCUGUUCCACCUCCACGACUCCGGCCUGGACCAGGCCUUCAUCGACGCGCUGCCCGUCUUCGCCUACCGGGAGAUCGUCGUGGGCGGCGGCGGCGACGGCGACAAGGAGCCGUUCGACUGCGCGGUGUGCCUGUGCGAGUUCGACGCCGAGGACCGGCUCCGCCUGCUGCCGCUGUGCGGGCACGCCUUCCACCUCAACUGCAUCGACACGUGGCUGCUCUCCAACUCCACCUGCCCACUCUGCCGCGGGGUGCUCUUCGCCCCGGGGUUCAUGGGCGACGACGACCCCAUGUUCGAUUUCGAGGAGAGGCUGGAGGAAGGGAGGCUGUCAGAGGAUUGCGACGACGGGUUUGGAAUUGGAUUGCCUGGGCAGAAGGCUUCAGGGUUGGCGCAGACGCCAGCAGCUGAGAAGAGGGUGUUCCCCGUGAAGCUGGGGAAGUUCAAGAAUGUCGGAACACAGGGUGCCGUGCAAGGUGGCAAUGCCAAUGCCAACCCCAGUGUGUUGAGUAGGGAUCAAGGGGAGAGCAGCAGCAGCAGCCUCGAUGGAAGGAGAUGCUUCUCCAUGGGCACCUAUCAGUAUGUUCUUGGUACUUCUGAGCUCCGGGUAGCUCUCCAACCUGGCCGGGUUAGGAACGGCGCUGGUGGUGCAAUGAGGGGAAGACCUGCUGGUCUAAGUUCGAUCAAUGCUGAUAUUAUGGAGGGGAAGAAGAUCUGCGCGAGGAACAAAGGGGAAAGUUUCUCCGUGUCGAAGAUUUGGCAAUGGUCUAAUCUGAAGGGCAAGCUACCUGCUGGUUCGGAUGAAUGUUCGGAUGCUGGGAGCCUUCCAUGGAUGAAGAGAGGAGGUGCCGCGGAUACAUCAAACAUAUGACUCUGUACUAGUGUACUUUGAUAGUAGCUAAUGUUUCUUUUUAUUAGUGUUGCUCACUUGAUUCUUCACCUGUAGUCAUUUUGAUUGGAGUGUCAAUCUCAUUGGGGUCUUAACUUUUGGUAGUCAUGCCAGCAUAGUAUGUUGCACCAUGUAGAUUGUGAUGAUUUAGAAUCCUGUUAUUCUGGUCUGCCUUAUAUUUUGUGUUUGUCUGAUGUGCUGGUCUACAAUUUAUGUCUCUGCAAUUUCUUAUGUACUGAUCAGAGUAUAAUUGACAUUGACCUGUACCUUCUCCA
Molecule: messenger RNA, 2045 nt
Organism: Panicum virgatum (switchgrass)
Lineage: Eukaryota; Viridiplantae; Streptophyta; Magnoliopsida; Poales; Poaceae
Product: RING-H2 finger protein ATL46-like
Exons: 1
Coding region: 448-1752 (434 amino acids)
Source: RefSeq, a predicted model, not a curated record